AUGGCUCCACACAAGGCUGAUACAAUCUUAGGCCUACUGCUUGAUGUCUCUUUUUGUCAUUCUGUGGUGAUGUGUAAGAUACACACUUGUGAUUCUAAACUGGCCAGUAAGAGACGGCUAGUGAGUGCAGAAAACAGCCAUACGAAGGGUCUGGCUCCACCCCUUUUCACCAAGCCCCUCCAAGACUGCAUGGUGGAUGAAGGAAAUGACAUCAUAUUGAAGGGGGUUAUCACGGGAAGUCAGCCAAUCAGUGUUUCCUGGCUUCAUAAUGGUGAGGCUGUGCGGUUUGGUGAAUCCUCUUUUAAGGGAGGAGAUGUGAGUCUGGUUGUUAAGGAGUGCCUACCGGAGGAUGCCGGGGCUUACACCUGUGUAGCUGAAAACACAGCGGGGAAAACAUCAAGCAGUGCAGCAGUGUGUGUGAGAGACUAUGAAACAAUUAUUGGGGUCCACAGCAACAUUAGACACACGUCUAACUCUCAGUCAUCUCAUCCUCACACACCCGAAGUGGUGUACGGGGUCUUAAACUCCCCUCAGAACGUUCCGGAUGAUAUCAGCGUUUUUAAAGGGCCACAGUCUCCCCAGACACCCCACACAGGAAGUCCAAUGACAAGCUCUCCAGCACACAAGAAAGGGGUGCUAGUGAAAAGAAGAAGCAGCUCCGGAACAGCCCCACCCCUACAGUUGGUAUCUCCAUCAGAUAGUUUGGAGGUCCGUGUUGGAGACACGGCCCGAUUGUCUUGUGUGUUCAAAGGCAGUUCUCCUGUAGUGUCUUGCUGGAUGCGAAACAAAGAGGAAAUUGUAGAAGGCUCCAGGUUUCAUAUAGAGAACUGUGAUGAGAGCAGCUCUCUGGUGAUCUCUGAAGUUGUACCUGAGGACUCUGGGCGUUAUACGAUAUUUGCACGGGAUCGCAAGAGCUCUGCUCAACAUACAGUGACACUGUGUGUCAUUGAUCGGCCCCAGCCUCCUGCUUCAUGUCCUGUGCCCUGCGUUCUCUCGCCUCUCUCUCUGGUGUUGUCUUGGUCUGGUCCUUCUUACGAUGGUGGCACUGCUGUGACAGGUUACGUGGUGGAGGUUUGUGAAAGCUCUGCUGAGAACAGCCACUGGAGAGAGCUCACCACUCAGUGCAAGAGCACCUCGCUCAGAGUGAGCUCAGGCCUGCAACCACAGAGAGACUACAGCUUCCGGGUCAGGGCCUGUAACGCUGUCGGGGUCAGUGAACCAAGUCAAGAAUCCCAGCCAAUCAGGAUGGAGAACCAAGGAGAAUCCACCGAAGAUACACCAGUGGAGUAUGUGAAUGUGAUCAUCGAUACCGAACAUAAAGUUACUGAUCACUAUAUUGUCCAGGAGAAACUGGGAGUAGGGAAGUUCAGCCAAGUCUUUCGGGUGACCCAUAAGGAGACGGGUCGUGUAUGUGCUGGAAAGUUCUAUAAGGGACGUCGAGCAAAGGAGAGAGAGGCUGCAAGGAAAGAAAUCGAGCUCAUGAAUUUCUUAAACCAUCCUAAACUGGUCCAAUGUCUGGCUGCAUAUGACAACAAGCCUGAGAUGGUCAUGGUGAUGGAGUACGUUGCUGGGGGUGAGCUGUUUGAGCGUAUUGUAGAUGAUAGUUUUGACCACACCGAGGUUUCCAGUAUGGGUUACAUGCGUCAGAUUCUUGAGGGAGUUCAGUACAUGCACCAGCAAAACAUCGUCCAUCUGGACCUUAAACCUGAGAACAUUGUCUGUGUGGACAGAACUGGGAUUCAGAUCAAAAUCAUUGACUUUGGUUUAGCCAGCAAAUUAGAUCCCUCCACACCUCUGAAGGUGAUGCACGGCACUCCAGAAUUUGUUGCUCCAGAGGUCAUCAGCUUUGAGCCUGUCGGUUUGUCCACUGACAUGUGGAGCAUCGGGGUCAUCUGCUACAUCCUGCUGAGCGGUGAAUCCCCAUUUCAGGGUGAAAGUGACAUAGAGACUCUGUCUCUUGUGACAGCAGCACAGUGGGAGUUUGAUGAGGAGAGCUUUGAAGAGAUCACUGACCUGGCAAAGGAUUUCAUUAGCUCUCUCCUCAGUAAAGAUGUCAGACGUAGGAUGUCAUGUGAAGAUGCUUUGGCCCAUGCCUGGAUGGCGUAUGUGUGUGUAGACAACACCAACAGUACCACCAAAAACCUCUCCAAAGAUAAAAUGAAGAAAUUCCUGACCAGGCAGAAGUGGAAGAAAACAGGCAAAGCUUUGCUGGCUCUGAACAGGAUGGCUAUACUGUCCAAACCAGAGGGUUCUGCAUGCCUGAGCCCUGUAGAUGAGACAGAGCAAGCAUUGCAGUCUCUGGAACUGAAGCUUCAAUGUAAACCCGAGUUUACUCAGACUCCAUGUGACCUGACUGUCCCACAGGGCUCCAGUGCCAAACUCUCUUGUCUCAUUACAGGUUACCCUGAUCCUGAUGUGGUGUGGUUGAGGGAUGGUGAGCUGCUGGAUUUGCAGGAGGGGUGUAUAACAGUGGAUUACGAGGAGAACGGCAUCUGUACGCUUACCCUCGAGCGUGUUUCAUUACACCACAGCGGUCUGUACUCAUGCAGAGCCACUAAUGUACAUGGAGAGGCGCUGUGCUCCUCAACCCUUACUGUAGUGGAGAAUGAUGGGCCUGUGGAUUCAUAAUGAUAAAAACGAUUAUCAGAUUAAUAAUGUAUUUAUGUGUUUUAUUACACAAGAUAUGUAUAAACAACACACACACAUAAAUAAACACAGCAGAUACAUUGAAAUUAAUGCAGUCAAUGCUCAUAUUAUUGUGGAAUAAAAUCAUUUCAAAUCAA
Messenger RNA from Triplophysa rosa, 2783 nucleotides. It is a transcript of the gene mylk5, whose product is annotated as myosin, light chain kinase 5. Bases 1 to 2628 code for a protein of 875 amino acids. Gene Ontology annotation, molecular function: protein kinase activity; ATP binding; protein binding. Gene Ontology annotation, biological process: protein phosphorylation. The record is from RefSeq and is a predicted model, not a curated record. The transcript has 18 exons. NCBI's taxonomy places the organism in Eukaryota, Metazoa, Chordata, Actinopteri, Cypriniformes, Nemacheilidae.